GUCAGCAGAAGUUUGUCUGAGUUCAGGCCUGGCCUUUCCCUUGUCAGUUUUACGUUCGUACGUGAUCCUAGCAACGGUCAGUUAAUCUUCUAGCACAUUUAGCGAAUCUGAAUGGUCGACAAAGUUAACCUAGACGGUUUGGCACCGUGAAUUUGAGCGUUUAUUUUAGAUUCACAUCUAAUCUAGAUAGUUCUUCGCUGGGGGAUCUUUCAAUCCUUCGCUGGGCGUCAGUUACAGAUCCGACCUUUUCGCAAGAUCUCGACAUUAUGAACGGAGUCGGAGCCGGUGCUGCUCAGGUGGGAGGGGGUUUCGGUGGUCAGGGUAGACCGGAUUUCCCGCGCGCUUCAGCUGUCGACACUCAGGGAGAGAACGUUCAGCGAAGCUUCUUCGACUUCCUGCAGACAACGGAGCAGAGGGUUGACGAGCAGGAGGAGGAGGAGGACGGGCCAAUGGUGCGCGAGUACGUGGCGCAGUUAAGGUCCAUGGUGCAGUACGGCAAGACGAGCAUGUACGUCGACUUCGCCACGCUCAUGGCGCACAACCAGGCGCUCGCCACCGCCGUGCUUGAGGAAUUCUACAGGUUUGAGCCGUUUCUGCGCAAGGCAGUGCAGAUGUUUGUGCAGGUGCACGAGCCCAAGUACGUGAUGGACGAGGGCAAACCCAAGGAGUUCUACCUCGCCUUCUACAACCUCCCCGUCAUCCACAAGCUGAGAGAUAUGAAGGUGGAAGUGCUAGGCCAGCUAUCUGCAGUCAGCGGUGUGGUCGUCCGAACCUCCGAGGUCCGGCCGGAGCUGCUGUACGGCACGUUCCGAUGCUUGGAGUGCGGCUCAGUGCAGCGGAACAUAGAGCAACAAUUCAAGUACACGCAGCCCAUCAUAUGCAGUAACGCAGCGUGCUCUAACAGAGAAAAAUGGGCCCUAGAGCGCACAGAGUGCCAGUUUGUGGAUUGGCAGAGAGUCAGAGUACAGGAGAACGCAGACGAGGUUCCUCCAGGGUCCCUCCCCCGCACUCUAGACGUGAUUCUCAGGCACGAGUUAGUCGAGCAAGCGCGUGCCGGCGACAAGUGCAUCUUUUCAGGGACUUUGGUGGUUGUGCCUGACGUGGCGGCGUUGACUCGGCCGGGGGAGAGGCAGGAGGCACAGAGGUCGAAGCAGCAGGGGGACGGGAGAGGGGGGGAGGGCGGGGGAGGGGGGGAGCUGUUGGGCGGAGGGGGAGGGGGGGCGGGGGGAGGAGCUAGUGAGGGGGUGCGGGGGCUGAAGGCGUUGGGGGUGAGGGAUCUGUCGUACCGGUUGGCUUUUCUGGCGUGUUCUGUGCAGUCAGGGGAUCAGGAGAAGCAGCUGGUAAAUAUCAGGGCGGAGGACGAGGAGGGAAGUGCGGUGGCCUCAUUUACGCCCGAGGAGAGGGAGGAGAUGGCUCGCAUGAGGGCUGGCGGCAACCUGUAUGAGCGCCUGGUGGCGAGCGUCGCACCUUCAGUGUACGGGCAUGCGGACAUCAAGCGUGCCAUCCUGCUGAUGCUGUUUGGGGGCGUGCACAAGAAGACCCAUGAGGGCAUCAACCUCAGGGGCGAUAUCAACGUGUGCGUCGUGGGGGACCCCUCGUGCGCCAAGUCCCAGUUUCUCAAAUAUGUGGCUGGAUUCUUGCCCCGUGCGGUAUAUACCUCUGGCAAGUCCAGCAGUGCGGCGGGCCUGACAGCUUCCGUGGUUAAAGAGCCAGAGACAGGGGAGUUCUGCAUUGAGGCUGGGGCUCUGAUGCUGGCUGAUAACGGCAUCUGCUGCAUUGAUGAGUUUGAUAAGAUGGAUAUAAAGGAUCAGGUGGCUAUUCACGAGGCCAUGGAGCAGCAGACCAUCUCCAUCACCAAGGCGGGCAUCCAAGCCACGCUCAACGCCCGCACGUCCAUACUCGCCGCUGCCAACCCCACUGGGGGCAGAUACGACCGCUCCAAACCCCUUAGGUACAAUGUCGCACUCCCACCAGCCAUCCUGUCCCGUUUCGAUCUGGUGCACGUGAUGCUCGACACACCGGACCCGGUCCACGACUACUCCGUGGCGCGCCACAUUCUGAGCGUGCAUCAGAGCCGGGACAGAGCCCUGCAGCCAGAGUUCUCAACCCUGCAGCUGCAGAAAUACAUAAAGUUUGCACGCUCCAUCCGACCAGAGAUCUCAGAGGACGCCAAGACCCGCCUGGUGGAGGCCUACGUCUCCUUGAGACGGGGUGACGCAGCCCCGGGGUCGCGGUCCUCGUACCGAAUCACGGUGCGACAGCUGGAAGCGCUCGUGCGGCUGUCAGAGGCCCUGGCUCGGCUGCACCUGGACUCACAGGUGAAGCCAGCUCAUGUGCGCGAAGCCAAGAGGCUGCUGAGCACAUCGAUCAUAAGCAUUGACAGCCAUGACGUGGACUUGGAGGACGAGGGGCGAAUGAGGAGGGGGAGGAGGGCAUGGAAGACAUGCCGGGGGAGAGGAGGAGCAGGAGAAGAGGCAUCAGGAGGAAGGGAGGGCAUGGAGACAGAUGGGAAUGGGCAUGCAGGGGAAGGCGAUAGGAGUAAAGAGGGUGAGGCAGGGGUGGGGGGGCAUGAUGAGGCCAUGCGAGAGGGUGAGGGGCAAGGGGCAACGGCCAACGGAAAGGCCAAGGAAAGGGAUGAGGAGGAAGGGGACGCAGCAGAGGGGAGCCAGAAGAAGACGAAACCUGCCGCCCCUCUGCGAGUGCCGUACGACAAGCUGCAGCGAGUGACGGCGCUCCUUGUCACGUAUAUAAGACAAAAGGAGGCGGAGGAAGCUUCCGAGGAAGCUUCACUUGCAGCAGAUGAACCAGCCACUGCAGGCGAGGGGCGAUGUGAUGCGGUGGUACAUGGAGCAGCAGAGCCAGGCCGGUGCUGUGGACUCGGUUGGCAAUCUCUUGACUGAGUUCCGAGUGCUGCGAUCGAUCAUCCAGCAUCUGAUUCGUCGGGAGGGUGUGCUGCUGAUUCUAGACGACGGGACAACGGCCGUGGAAGCUGCUAAGAAGCAGCGGGAGGAUGCAAUUGCUGCUGCAGAAGCAGCAGGGGAACCACUUCCGACUUUUGACAAACCUCUGCCCACGGCCCUGGAGGAACGGGUGCUUGCUGUGAACCCCAACUAUGUCCAAGAAUAACUUUUGAGUUAGGACUCAACAUUACUUUCGACAAGCCUGCCCACGGUCCUGGAGGAACGGGUGCUUGCUGUCAAACCCAACUACUUUCAAGAAUGAAGCAUUCUAAUGACUGCUGCAGAAGCAGCAAACAGACCACUCCCGACUAGGGAGGAAUGGCCGCUUGUCCCAAGUAUGUUCAAAAAUAAGCUCCCGCAGCUUUAGUAGUGCUGUGGUCAAAGCAGCACCGGGUUUACAUACCUAAUUAGGAGUGCCAAGGUUCUGCUAA
Molecule: messenger RNA, 3391 nt
Organism: Closterium sp. NIES-67
Lineage: Eukaryota; Viridiplantae; Streptophyta; Zygnematophyceae; Desmidiales; Closteriaceae
Source: the annotation of a GenBank genome assembly